Carassius carassius (crucian carp) is the source of this 789-nucleotide messenger RNA. Its product is annotated as ragulator complex protein LAMTOR1-like. Gene Ontology annotation, biological process: endosomal transport; lysosome organization; positive regulation of MAPK cascade. NCBI's taxonomy places the organism in Eukaryota, Metazoa, Chordata, Actinopteri, Cypriniformes, Cyprinidae. The record is from RefSeq and is a predicted model, not a curated record. Gene Ontology annotation, cellular component: lysosome; Ragulator complex; late endosome membrane. The transcript is spliced from 5 exons. Gene Ontology annotation, molecular function: molecular adaptor activity; guanyl-nucleotide exchange factor activity. The coding region runs from base 153 to 632 and encodes 159 amino acids.
GCGUAGAGACGGAAGUCACGUGACGCGAUUGGGAGUUCUGUCAUGUGAUGUUCCUGCUUUUGCAGCGAAGCGAUUUACAGUGAAGACAAACAAACCGCUUCUAAGACGAAAACCGCCCUCAGAGAAGAGCCUGAACCUGCUGGACGGCUGUCAUGGGGUGCUGUUUCAGCAGCGAUAGUGAAACAUCGCAGCAGAAUGAAGAGGUUAAGCCAUUGAUUCCUGACCCAAACUUAAACAAAAUACCCACCAAUGGCUUGGAUCGAAACGCAGACAGCCUGCUGUCCAGCCGCACAGAUGAACAGGCCCUGCUCACGACCAUCCUGCAGCGUACAGCCCUGAACAUAAUUGAUGUGUCAGCUGUUGAUUCCCAAGGCAUGGAGCAACAUGAAUACAUGGACAGAGCCAGACAGUACAGCACCAAGCUGGAGGUCUUGAGCAGAACGUUGUCUCAGAAGAAACCCUUUCCUCUUCCUUCACUGAGCAGCCAACCACACCAAGUGCUCGCCGCUGACCUGGUCUCAAACGCAGAUGUACAGCAGGUGUCUAAGAUCGCUGCGUAUGCCUACAGCGCCAUCUCACAAAUCAAAGUAGAUGCCAAGGAAGAGCUGGUGGUGCAGUUUGCUAUACCAUGAUUCAGAAGUUGGACCUCCUUCUCCCCAGUUCCUCUGAUUCUGUCUCUAAUUCUAGCCUUUUUCACUCCUCCGUUGUCCUUCCAAACCUCUUGAAAUGCAGACGCACAUCUCGUUGUUCUCUGAAUGCCCUGCAGAUAAAUAUAAUUCACCCCAAUAA